AUGCCGUCAGAAUACCCCCAAGGAUCAUUGAAAAAGAUACACAGGGUCAGCGAGACUACACAGAGAACAGAUGAUAUAACAGAUAUACAAUUUUCGCCAGAUUUUGGUACAAGGAUUGAACCUUUUCCAGAUGAGGACACGACCUCAACAGUGAUGGUGCUGGAAAAUGAGAAGCCAUCACUGAUGGUUUUAUUUUUAACCUUUUUGGCUUCCAUCUCUGGUUUUAUGUUUGGAUAUGACACCGGUUAUAUUUCAUCUGCAUUGGUGUCUAUCGGGGACAGUUUCGGCAAAACAUUGUCAUAUGGUAAUGAACAAUUCAUUACGGCUGCCACUUCACUUGGUGCCUUGAUUACCGCCAUUAUAUCUGGAUUAAUCGUUGACUAUUUUGGCAGGAAGCCAGUUUUAAUGGUUUCUAACAUCUUAUUUGUUAUUGGCAGUGUUAUUCAAUGUGCUUCACAUAAUGUGUGGACAAUGAUAAUUGGAAGGUUGAUAAUGGGUUUUGGUGUUGGAACUGGAUCAUUGAUUGCCCCUCUUUAUAUUUCCGAAUUAGCUCCAAGCACAUUUAGGGGUAGAUUAGUUGUGCUUAAUGUUCUUGGAAUCACAGGGGGCCAACUUAUUGCAUAUGCCAUUGGUGCAGGAUUAGAUUCAGUGCAUAAUGGCUGGAGAAUAGUGGUUGGCAUAUCUAUUAUUCCUCCGGUGAUCCAAUUUGCUUCAUUUCUCUUCUUACCGGAUACACCUAGGUUUUUGGUGAUGAAAGGAAAAUUCGAUCUUGCAGCCAAGGUCAUCAACAGGAUUUAUAACGGUGCAACACCUGAAUUAGUGGAAGAAAAAAUACGGGAAUUGCAGAUCGCUAAUUCAGAGAUUCCUGGUAGAAGUGUACUUCAAAGGUAUAAAUAUUCUCUCAUUAAGAUUCACACAGUUCCAUCUAAUUUCAGGGCAUUGUUUCUUGCCUGUGCCCUUCAAGCUAUUCAACAGUUUACAGGUUUCAACUCUUUAAUGUAUUUCUCUGCCACAAUAUUUAAGGCGAUCGGCUUCAACAACUCUACAGCCGUGUCAAUUAUUGUUGCAGGAACAAACUUUGUUGUCACCUUACUUGCAUUUUUUGUUAUCGAUCGUGUUGGACGGAGGCGGAUGCUAUUACUUUCGCUCCCAUUAAUGAUGAUUUUCCUUAUUUUGUGUGCUGUCGCAUUUCAUUUUAUUGAUAUACACUUUGAAAAUCAUUCCGCAUAUGUUAAUGGCUCAGUCUCCAAAUGGGGGAUUGUUGUUGUCAUCGCAAUGAUUCUUUAUACCGCUUCUUAUGCAAUUGGAAUUGGCAAUGUUCCUUGGCAGCAAUCUGAACUAUUCCCACAGUCUGUUCGGGGACUUGGAACAUCAUUUUCUACGGCAACGAAUUGGGCUGGAUCACUCGUUAUUUCGGCCACUUUCUUAACAAUGUUGGAAAAUAUUACGCCCACCGGUACCUUCGCUUUAUUUGCUGUACUUUCAGCAUUGUCGUUUGUUUUGGUGUACUUCUGUUACCCAGAGCUUUCAAACCUAAGUUUGGAAGAAGUUGAAAUGGUUCUUACGGGAGGUUUUAAUAUUAAAGCCUCUGAGAAACUUGCAAAGAAGAGAAAGAGACAACGGAUCAACAAUAAAAUGAAAGACCAGGAUAAGCCAAGCACCCAAAUCAAUGCUGCAUGA
Brettanomyces bruxellensis is the source of this 1680-nucleotide messenger RNA. It is a transcript of the gene ITR1, whose product is annotated as myo-inositol transporter itr1. The record is from RefSeq and is a predicted model, not a curated record. Gene Ontology annotation, molecular function: myo-inositol:proton symporter activity. Gene Ontology annotation, biological process: transmembrane transport. Lineage: Eukaryota; Fungi; Ascomycota; Pichiomycetes; Pichiales; Pichiaceae. Bases 1 to 1680 code for a protein of 559 amino acids. The transcript has a single exon. Gene Ontology annotation, cellular component: membrane.